CAGAGACCUGUACUUCUCUGUCAACAGGCAAUAUUGUAGUGUUGUUGCUCUACAUGGCUAUCCAAGCUUGCCUCCACUUGGCAGUUUCCCCACCAUGAGGAGAAGAAAACUUGCUGGCAAUUUUGAAAAGGAGAUGGUGGAAGUACAUGAUCUUGGGGAUAGUAGAUAUAGAAGCCAAUUACCUGGUAGUAAAAGCUUAUCAAUACACCACUCUUACUAGUGUACAGCUCCUAGAUUGUUUCGUCAUCCCAGUGGUGAUACUGCUCUCCUGGUUCUUCCUGCUGGUACGAUACAAGGCAGUACAUUUCAUUGGGAUCGUGGUCUGCAUUCUGGGCAUGGGCUGCAUGGCAGGAGCAGAUGUCCUUGUUGGGAGACAGCAAGGAGCAGGUGAAAAUAAACUGAUAGGGGAUCUCUUAGUAUUGGGUGGAGCAACACUGUACGGCAUCUCGAACGUUUGUGAAGAGUAUAUUGUCCGAAAUCUGAGUCGAGUGGAGUUCCUGGGCAUGAUUGGACUCUUUGGCUCCUUCUUCAGUGGAAUUCAGCUUGCAAUCAUGGAACACAAAGAGCUGCUGAAGGUUCCCUGGGACUGGCAAAUAGGCUUGUUGUAUGUCGGCUUUAGUGCCUGUAUGUUUGGCCUCUACAGCUUUAUGCCAGUGGUCAUAAAGAAAACCAGUGCUACUGCUGUCAACCUCUCCCUACUCACAGCUGACCUAUACAGCCUUUUCUGUGGAUUAUUCCUCUUCCACUACAAGGUCUGCUUCGUGGUGAUUUGGUUCUGCCGCAUACUUUAAAUCCAGAAUAUUCAAAAUUAGGUAUUGGCUGAGAAUUAUAAGCCCCUACUAAUAAUAUUUGAUAAUCAUGAUAAAAUAGGUGAUUUUAGUCAAGUAUUUCUAAGAAGGAUGUUUAUACUACACAAUAAAAGACUGACAAAUUUAAUUCUGAAAAUAGUAGCGGUGGUGUUUUAACAAAAUCAGUCUUUUAGAGGGACAGACUUGA
Meleagris gallopavo (turkey) is the source of this 996-nucleotide messenger RNA. NCBI's taxonomy places the organism in Eukaryota, Metazoa, Chordata, Aves, Galliformes, Phasianidae. The record is from RefSeq and is a predicted model, not a curated record.